CCGGUUCCGCCAUUUGAAAAAAAACGUUCGUAACUGCUCAGCUGAACCCGAAGCUUGAUGAAGAAGGCCGUCAAUAUUUCAACAAAAACUAACAGAAUAUGGAUCAGAUUCGGACAACGACUUCUUAAGACAUUCACACAACAGGCUAAACAAUUCAAAGAGGGAUCUCUGGAUGAUCGAGCAGCAAGUCCAGCAUUAUGUGGGAAAGAUACUACAGGUGUACACAGAAAAGGCCAUGUUCUUGUACAAGACACGGUUGGAGUUCAUAAAAGAUUAAGCUGCCUCGUGCUAUACAGACUUGGAUAAAAACAAGCUGUCCAAUGAAUGGUGACUACUCAAGAGGAGCCAGAAAGUCAACUAAAGCCAGGGUAUUUUGGGAGUUGAUAUGGCCGGGGAAGGGGGGAGGGGGGGUUUCCAGGCCCCCCCCCCUUCCUUGAGAUCUUGACCGCACAAUCGCGUCUAACAUUGGCACAUGGGUUGUCUAGGGCAUAAUUUACAAAAUUAAAUUGUAAAUUAUUUCACGCAAAUUGUUAGUAAGUGAUAAUACUAAUUUAUGCGUAAUUAGAAUACAAAAUCAUACUUUUUCCUCUAUUGCAUUGACUUUGUACACAAAAUCACGUUUUUGAGCAAUUUUUGGUAUGACAUGUACUUACAUAAUGUCACGUUAUUACAGAACCACGUACCGGGUGACACAAGAUUGGUCUCAAAAGAUGCACAAGACUAGAAAGAGGCAUGUUUUAAAAAAAUUGUGCGACAGCAUGGUCGCAAAAUUUUUGGAAGGGGGGGGGUCAAAUUGGUCCAAUUUAACUAAGGGUUAAUAACUGGGAGGCUGUUAGCUGCCUUUUUACUUUCAAGUCUUGCACAUCUUUUGAGACCAAAUUUGUGAUGCCUGGGUACGCUGUUCCGAAAUUUCGCAACAUUUUUAUGUAUUAAUCCAACACAAAUACUGUUUCUUGCUAAAAAUUCACAAUUAGUAUACCAGUAAUAUACAUUUAUCAAGUCAAAUUAUUUAAUUACAUUUAUAAUCAUAAAAGCUUUGAUAAAGUAUAAAAAAAAACAAAGAGUUGUAUGUAGGCCUGGGACUUUCGGGUUUUUUCUCUUCGGGUACCCGUGGUAAUUUUCGGGUGGGUACCUGAAAAUCAUGUCACUUGAAAUAUGACUGGUGGAAAAACCCCAUAGGUGACGUCAUCAAGCCAAUGCGAUGCAAGCCAAUUUAUGAAUGAAAAUAUAGUAAGCAUGCGCAUUGCAAGCCUCCCGUGCCCCACGCAGUAUUCCAUCGAAACAAGUUUCAAUACUCUGUCACCUCGUACCAAAAUCGACCUAGAAUUCCACUUUCCUAUAUAUCAUAUGAAUUAUAAAAGGUUUUCUCACCGAUACUGCACAGGUAAGCAAAUUUUUAUUCUUGCUUUUCCGUCAAAAUCUUACGAAGUAGCAUCGAUAUUACAUCGUGUUCGUGAGUUUGUAUCGCUACGUGAACAAAGUCAAUUGAUUUCCGGGUUUCGGAGCGUCAAAUGCGCCAGCCAAUCACGAUCGUGUUCCCAUUUUCGGUUUAUGAUGAACUAAAAAUGGUAACAAGAACGUGAUUGGCUGGUGCUUCGUAGGUCGAUUUUGGUAUGAGGUGACAGAGUAUUGCAGACUUGUUUUGACGUAAUACUGCGUGGGGCUGAGGCUUGCAAUGCGCAUGCUUACUAUAUUUUCAUUCAUAAAUUGGUUUGCGUCGCAGUGGCUGGAUGACGUCACUGCGCUGCAAAAGAAACAUGGCGAUGAAACAUGGCGAUGAUUGAACGAUCUCGGUCACAUCAUCAUCACUUGAAAACUUGUAUAUUUAUGGAUAUUUAGAGGGUAAUUGGUGAAAUUCAAAAUGAGGCUUGUGUACUUUUGUAAUGAGUUACAAUCAUGUCUUACACUACGCAAUACAAAUCAAAUACAUGUACAUUAUACUGGUGAGCAAUUUUCGGGUAUCGGGUAUUGAUUUUUCUACUCGGGUACCCGGGUUUUAGUCCCAGCCCUAGUUGUAUGAAAAUUUUCAAAAAUAAUGAAAGGUAAAAGAAAACAAGAUUACAAUGUCCAUUGCAAGGGGGCUAGUCUAGCUAUUCAGGAUAAUUGGGAUUUUAUUCAGUUUUUAAUUGACAUAACAUUAUGACAAGAUCCCUCCAUUUAGUGUAUAAACAGCACAUGGCCAUGAUUGAAAUUCAUAUAACAUUAAAGUAUGCAAACCAGGCAGCUACAUGUACAUGUAGGACUCACUGCUUGUCAAUUCUAUUGUCUGCCAGGGUCAAGUGACAUACAGUGCACAUGUAUAACAUGUGUGAAAGUACAUAAGAAAAUCAGCUUUUUAUUUUUGUACUGUAACAUUGGGUGAACUGGUGAUCACUUUGGAUAUGAUGCUCUUCAUAUUGGUUUAUUUUAUGUAUAUGAAUUUUUGGAUAAUCAUUAAGAAUUAAAGCCAUUUACUUAAUAUAUGGAAGCAUAAGCCCAUCAAAGAACAGAAUUAUGUCAUGUACAGCUAAUUCAUUUUGCGUGAUAUUACAAUUACCAUGGAAAUGGAGAAUGAGGGGUCUAUCCCCUUUCUUGAUACAAAGAUUACGAGGACGGCACAGGGAUCCCUAUCCCAUCAGGUUUAUCGGAAACCUACUCACACUGAUCGGUACUUGAACUAUCGUUCAUUCCACCACCCAUCAGUGCUGAGAUCCAUCAACAAGACGUUAGUCAAACGAGCGCAUGAGGUUAGUGACCAGAUCCACCUGAGAGGUGAGCUUGAGCAUAUCAAACGUGUUUUGAAAUGUAACAACUACCCCUCACAUAAGAUCUGCACUGAGCUUCCCCCCUCGCGGAACCCUCGUGCAGAACAACCCAAGGCGAGAGUCGUUCUUCCAUAUCUGGGAGCAGCCUCUCACAAAAUUCAGAGGAUUUUGAGAGAAGCCGACAUUGAGGUUCGUCAUAGUUCCUCAAAUAAGCUUCAAUCUGCCCUCACUACACAUAAGGACAAGCGCAACUCCAAGGACCUCCGUGGAGUUUACCGAAUUCCUUGUGAAUGCGGUAAAGUUUACAUCGGAGAGACGGGUCGUUCCUUCAACACUCGGAUUAAGGAACACAAGGCCCAUGGUAGGAGAGACGAGAGGGAAAAAUCUGCAAUCAUCGAUCAUGCCCAUACGCAUGAUCACCGGAUUCUUUGGGAUGAGAGCAGACUAGUCACCCGUGUCCCCUACUGGCAUCAACGGAGAGUCAGAGAAGCGUUGGAGAUUGAGGAACAUAACACUGUUCCUCAAGACAGCGGCCUCCAACUCAGCAAUAUCUGGCUUACCGUUCUAGACAAAGAGGCUAAUUUGCCUAAUUAGCCUACCCGGACGUUCCACACACGUGUGAGCACUGCAGUGUAUGGGCGGAAGUGGUGACUUUUGUCAUUCAUGCUAAUCCUAGCGGGAAUGAUAACUGACAGCAAUUUCCGGUCGUCGCUGGUUUUGCGCGCCCAAUUUGUGUGUUGUCACCCACGUCCGCAUAUGUGGAUGUCAUGUGACCUAUCUAGCCAAUCAGAGACAUGUACCCUGCGAGAUACCGUGCAUACGGCACUUCGACAGAGUAUAUAAGGCCUGCUUUUACAAACUUUGCUCAUUCUCCUGAGGACGACAAGAACACACUUGUCGAAACGUCGAGAUUGGGUGGUCCUUUUCAGGACCAACAUAUGCCCAAGAAAGAAUACAUGGUGUACCGUGAAACCUACUACACAAUUGUAAUUGUUUACUUGAGCAAGUAAUUUGAAUUGCUGCAUGACCUAAACAAUGACAUGUUCCAAUUCGAAUAGUAACAUGACCUAAAGAAGAGUUACUCCACCUCGAUUGAGAGUGCUUAUGUUAAAUAAUUGAUGUUGCUACUUCAAAUAAUUGAGGUCAAUCAAAUUGGUCAUAAUUAUUCAAGUCAAUUUUGAGCUAUAUGUCAUAAUUAAUUAGGUCAUAUACUAAUUGAAAUUACUAAAUGACUCGAGUAGGUAUGAAUUCACAUUGCCACAUGACCUUAAUUAUUUUAUGUAGCAACAUCAAGUAUUGAACGUCAUUUAGUUAUCAAUUAUGACAUGUAGCAAAUCAAAUUACAUGCCGCAAUUUCGUGUUUAUGAUGGGCUCAUGCUUACAUUCAUAUAUAACCCUUCAAUACGUAGUUGGAGCAAUUCUUAGACAAGAAGACUGUGUAAAAUGAUAUGCCUAUUCAAUGUCAAAAAGGUUAAUGUCUCAAUAGAUUUGAUCUACGUUUUGGCAAAGUAAUCUUAUGUUCAUAUUUUUUCUAACCUAUGGUGAACGUUCUAAAUCAUGUGAAAUUCAUUCAAAAAUAUCUUUCAGUAUUUAUGGACUUAAGUGAAUUCUGAGCAAAAUGAAGUGAUUAUGACUACGUUCAUGUACUUUAAGUUUAUACUGGUGAUCAACACAUCAUAAUUUCAUCCCUUACUGUAUGUGCACCAUGCAUUAUCUGUACAUGCAGAAGUGGUUAUCCAUUGUUUCAUAACAUGGUUGAGUAAAGGAUGUUCUGCUUUUAGUAUUAAGCCAAUCGGGUGUUGACAAGAAGGGGAAAAUGCAAUUGCUCAGCUAUUACAGUUUUUUUUGCAACCAUAAUACUGGUUAAGCCUUGGUUACAUUCGCCGGCUCGUGGCCUUACGUCGAGUCAAAAUUAACAGUCUUAAUCAUCCUUGUACCAGCUACUACCAGCUACACGUGGGUGGUUUGUACAGGAAUACCUAAAACUGCUGAUUUUGUCUCGCCGUAAGGCAACCGGUCAAGGAAUGUGACCAAGGUAUUAAUAAUAAUCGCUUAUUGUUUUGUUAGAGGGAAGGAUUCUGGGUCGAAUCUAGCUUUCUUUAUGUGAUCUCAAAAUGGCAGCAAUGUAUGAAUAGUGAAAGUAGUUCAUGUGGCAUCUCAAUGUUCAUGGAUAUAAAUCUUUGUACAUGUCUUAUCCUAAAGAUGAAAUGUUACUGCAUUAUUCUAGCAGUCAUUUAUGAUAUCAAAGAUGUUCUAUACUGUGCAUAGUACAGCUCAUACAUAAUAAAGGUAUGUGAAUAUGCUUUUAA
Lytechinus pictus (painted urchin) is the source of this 5053-nucleotide messenger RNA. RefSeq lists its product as uncharacterized. Bases 2538 to 3338 code for a protein of 266 amino acids. Lineage: Eukaryota; Metazoa; Echinodermata; Echinoidea; Temnopleuroida; Toxopneustidae. The record is from RefSeq and is a predicted model, not a curated record. The transcript has 3 exons.